Callorhinchus milii (elephant shark) is the source of this 1390-nucleotide messenger RNA. Its product is annotated as ceramide synthase 6. Gene Ontology annotation, cellular component: membrane. The transcript has 11 exons. The coding region runs from base 17 to 1207 and encodes 396 amino acids. Gene Ontology annotation, molecular function: sphingosine N-acyltransferase activity; DNA binding. Lineage: Eukaryota; Metazoa; Chordata; Chondrichthyes; Chimaeriformes; Callorhinchidae. The record is from RefSeq and is a predicted model, not a curated record. Gene Ontology annotation, biological process: ceramide biosynthetic process.
GGCUCCAGCCACGGCCAUGGCCGCCGGCUUCUCAGCCUGGUUCUGGAACGAGAGGUUCUGGCUGCCGCACAACGUCACCUGGGCCGACCUGAAGAACACGGAGGGGGCCGAGUACCCGCAGGCCAGCGACCUGUACCUGGCCUUCCCGGUGGCGCUCGCCAUCUUCCUCGUGCGCCUGCUGUUCGAGAGGUUUAUUGCCAAACCAUGCGCCUUGCGACUCCAAAUCCAAGCCGCGAGACCACGCAAAGCACAUCCCAAUGCUAUUCUAGAAAAAGUCUUUACGUCUAUAACCAAGUCUCCAGAUGAGAGAAGACUGGAAGGUCUCUCGAAGCAGCUUGACUGGGAUGUACGCAAAAUCCAGAGCUGGUUUCGCCAUCGAAGAAACCAGGAUAAACCCAGCACGCUCACCAAGUUCAGUGAGAGCAUGUGGAGACUUGUGUUCUAUUUCUAUAUAUUCUCCUAUGGAGUGAGGUUUCUGUCAAAGGUUCCCUGGUUUUGGGACACACGACACUGUUGGUAUAACUACCCAUAUCAGCAACUAACGGUGGACAUGUAUUAUUAUUACACAGUGGAACUCUCUUUCUACUGGUCCUUGAUGUUUUCACAGUUUACAGAUAUUAAAAGAAAGGACUUUUUUGUUAUGCUGCUCCAUCAUUUUGCUACAGUCGGAUUAAUCACCUUCUCUUACGUCAACAACAUGUUGCGAGUAGGAACACUAGUAAUGUGCCUUCACGACGCGUCCGAUUCCCUUUUAGAGGCUGCUAAGUUAGCAAAUUAUGCCAAGUAUCAAAGGAUCUGCGACUCUUUAUUUAUGGCGUUUGGUUUUGUCUUCGUCAGCACGAGGCUCGGUAUUUACCCCGUAUGGAUUUUAAAGACCACGCUGUUUGAAAGUUGGGAGAUAAUUGGGCCCUACCCGUCCUGGUGGGUCUUCAACACCCUGUUGAUUGUAUUACAGAUCCUCCACGGCAUCUGGUCAUAUCUCAUCAUCCGCAUUGCGUACAAAUCAAUCAUGAAGGGAAAGUCUGUGAAGUGGGACCUUUGUCUUGUGUCGAAGGAUGAUCGCAGUGACAUUGAGUCCAGCUCGGAGGAUGACGACCCCAUGACUAACGGUGGGGGCCACACCCGGCGCCAUCGUCACAGCCCGUACAAGGGAACCAAUGGGACCAACGGCCACCUGAGCCCCGGGGCCUGGGCGGAGGAACACUAAGGACAUGAGCGUGAGCUUGUCCAUCAGCCAGAAACCGGCCGAACUUUUUUGUGUGUUGGAAUUGGGCCACUUUCUUUCCUGGGUGUUUCUACACAGAAUUGAAGCCCACCCCACAAGUCAAGUCACUUAAACCCCAAAAACGCUUACAAACGAUUUGUUGUUGGGGGAGAAAAGGGAGGGUGG